CAAUGCGCUAAACGUCCAGAUAUUCCUCAAGAUGCAUAGGUCCGAUUAUGCAGAGAGACAGUUGAGAGUAAUGCAGCAGGUGGAUGAGGAUCACACACUAACUCAACUCACAAGUGCAUGGUUCAAUCUGGCAGUGGGUGGAUCCAAGAUACAGGAAGCAUAUCUUAUCUUCCAAGAUUUCUCUGAGAAAUAUCAGAUGACCAGUUUGGUACUGAACGGGAAGGCUGUUUGCUGCAUGCAUAUGGGAAACUUUGAUGAAGCUGAAACACUGCUGCUUGAAGCACUCAACAAGGACGCAAAGGAUCCAGAAACUCUAGCCAAUCUAGUUGUAAGCUGUCUUCACCUUGGCAAACCGCCCUCCCGUUUCCUCAGGUAAAAGUUAAACCUAUCAAGCUGGC
Messenger RNA from Morus notabilis, 398 nucleotides. RefSeq names its product coatomer subunit epsilon-1-like. Gene Ontology annotation, cellular component: COPI vesicle coat. Gene Ontology annotation, biological process: retrograde vesicle-mediated transport, Golgi to endoplasmic reticulum; intra-Golgi vesicle-mediated transport; endoplasmic reticulum to Golgi vesicle-mediated transport. Lineage: Eukaryota; Viridiplantae; Streptophyta; Magnoliopsida; Rosales; Moraceae. Gene Ontology annotation, molecular function: structural molecule activity; protein binding. The annotation marks the transcript as partial. The transcript has 3 exons. The record is from RefSeq and is a predicted model, not a curated record.